Chilo suppressalis (striped riceborer) is the source of this 13116-nucleotide messenger RNA. Lineage: Eukaryota; Metazoa; Arthropoda; Insecta; Lepidoptera; Crambidae. The record is from the annotation of a GenBank genome assembly.
CUUCACUUAUGUCAAUUUGUCUUUAUUGUAAUUGUUUACUAAAUUAGAAGUUUUUUUGGCCUUUAUUUAAUACAAAUAUUUGGGACGCCUUUUACCUAGAACUAGCCGAUAAAAUUCAAAACAAUUGUGAUAGGUAUUUGAUUUUGCUGGUAACGGGGAAGGCACACCCCGUGUGCAAAACAAAAAUGUUAACAUAAUUGAGUUUUGAUAAGGUAUGGAAAAGUCAGUCCGUUAUAAAGCCAAAAAUAAAAAACCCGCAGCAAAACCCAAAACUACUAAGAAACGGAAAAGUGAUGGACCAACGUGCUCAAUGUUUCUGGCAGAGCUUACUAGGAAGCUCGCUUCUAAGAAGAGACAAGAAGUCGAAACCAAAAAUAUAGUUCAAACCAUCAUAGACAGUAUCAGCAAUGCUUUACCAAUAAAAUUUUCUAGAAGAUCACCACAAAAGAAAGAGUCCCCCGUAAGAAUAGAAACGUUGCAAACAUUUGCUCCCGAACUUAUACCUAAUGAUACUUUAGACAUUCCUCCGCCCCAAAUAGACACAGUUGAAGAUGAACCCUCGUUUCUGGAAACAGAAAUUGAUAAAACGGCAUUCAAGAUUCCUAAAAUGCCUUUAGCUAGCAGUGAUAUAUUCAAGCAAACUGUCGAAAAAAGGCGAAGGAUUCCAACUGAAAAUGUAGCAGUCAAUACAGGGUCUGACCAAGAUGUGGCUACUGAAAUUGCUAAGUACGUGGGGACGCUGAAAAAGAUAUCACUAAUAGCAGAAGAAUUUAAUCAGAAAACUGCAAAAAAUUUGAAAGAGAUAGUAGACAGCGUUCAAGAGGAUUUGAUAAAGAAAUUAGAAGAAAUCCAAGCAGAAAGGAGAGCAUCACUCCGGUCCGAAAAACCUGUACAAAUUGAUGUGAGAUCUGAAGUUAUGGAAGAAGAAUAAUACUGGCUGAUUUCAAUGUGACAUUUGACUUUAAUAAUGACAACAUACCUAUUAUGUCAAAAUGACAUGGUGUUUAGGUUUUUUGAAAAUUAAAUGGUAAACAUUAUAUAAGCCAAAAAAUAAUUUUCUUUCAUUAUGUGAAAUUCUUUGUAUUUUUCUUGACAUUUAAUUUAAUAAGAGUUCAAAAACAUUUUUAAAGUUCUUAUUUAAACAGAAUUUUUGGUAAGGUAGAUUUGAAUAGCAAAACUUAAUGCGAGCAGAUGAAAGUGUUCGAAAAUAAACAAAUGCUAAUAUUUAGUCACUUUUGAAAUGGAUCCAUCUUCUGAUAGAAUUCUAUCAGGAGGUAACGGUCCAAUAGAUUAUGUAGUUGCUUAUGGACAUCGCAUUAAAGUUCAUCGUAUUAAUUCCAAAGACAAGUUUAAUAAAGGUUUACAGGAAUUAAUGAACACAAUUAACAAUGAGAGGAAGAAAAAUUCAAGUAAAUUACCAAGAAUAAUCAAAACAUCUACUAUCACGAACGCGGGCAAACGUGAUGACCAAUCCUUCAGUAAAAUUAGUCGCUCCGAUACCUCAGGUGAUUGCUCGGAAGGACCCAGUGCACAAACAUUUUUGCCAGUAAAGUUAAGAAAUGAAGGAGCAAGAACAAAACGAAGUCAAAUUCCACGUCGUAAGAUUUCUGCAAAUAUUUCAAAAGAAGAUGAGAAAAUUCCAAUAAAUUACAAAUACUUCACAAAUGAAUCCCGUAUUCAGAGAGUGUAUUUACCUAAUUUGAAUCCAGAUUUUUACCAAGAUGAACGCUCUGCAGUGACAUCUUUAGCUUCGACAAGGCCAAUACCCGAUCUGUGUCAAAUGUAUGGGCAGAAUAGUACAGUAAAUGAAGAUUUAUACUAUGACUGGUACAUGGAGCUUGAUGUACCAAGACAUUCAGGCGUAGACCCUCUUGGAAACGCCAUGGUCAGCCAAUCAUACGAUAAUGCAGAUACGGGUCCAAGCGUCGUUAAUGAUGAAGACAAAUAUGUUUUGGAUCAAACUGUGAAACCCAAUAGCCUUAUCGAAACACAUAAAUACAAAACUACUAAUGAUAAUAUUAGCGCUUGGCUUUCAAAUGAAAUAGAAUAUCCCACCAAAGAUAAUGAGUCUGGAUACAGCUCCCUCAGCCCAUGCAAUCAGUGUCCGUUCGUUAUAGACUCGAAACAUUCAGAUAGUCAAGUUGGGAGCACUCCGUUCGAAUAUCCCUCAAAACUGCCCAAAACAAGUGAAAAUUUUGAAGAGACAGAAUUGAAAACUGCAAACGAAGUAACACCAGAAUUUAGCAAAGAACCUGUACUCGUAGAACAACAGACAGUGGUAAUUAAUAGAUUACCUGAUCUAAAUGAGAAAGGUUCAUCAAAGUCAGAAGAUUACAGCACGAAAAGUGACAAAGCUCUGGAACCCAUUCUUAUAUCUAAAUCAGAAUGCAGUAAAAAUUUACAACUCUCAUCUGCAAUUAAUCCUGAAUCUAAACAAGAGGAGAAAGCUAAUUUAGCUUCAUACACAGAUUGUGCAUCGGAAAUUUUGCAAAAAACGACAAAUUUUGAAAUUGACGGCAAAAUUAUAAGCAGCUGCGAUUCGCGAAAAACCACAAGCAGUAUCGCUGAAACGGACAUAGAAGUUCGUCACGACUACUCCAGCCAAUUCCAACUCUUGGAAGAACAGCCUUCCAUUUGGAGCCAUCAUCAUCGUUGCGCUUCUCAAAGCUGCGUCACCUUCACCAAGUCUGAUGGGUCAGAUGCUGCCACCGUUGUUGAAGACUCCCUCUACUGCGUCUGUCAUGGAAAGAGGAUCGAUUCGGCGGGCAAUAUACAAUCCUCAGACCACUUCCACGACCACAAGUACGAUUGGUGUCAAAGAAAACGCAACUCGUCCUUGCAAGAUGAUGCUGCAGAUCGCUACAAAAGACAAUCAAGAUAUAGACGAUUCCCUAGCUACAAAUACAAAUUGACACACCCGUUCCAUAGUCUACGCAAGCGCUUAUCAACCAUUGGUAUUUGCCGACGCCGUUGGAACCAUGUUUGGAAAAGAACUGCCGCCAGAUGGAGUUACAGACCAAAAUCUCACCCUAAAUUUAACAAAUACCACAUGAUCCAGUAUCUGCAGAGUUCCACCAUAUGGGAAGACGUUGAUGUUCAAACUCAUACGCUUGUUUUCCGAGAAGCUGGAACCCACACGAACACUAUGGAGAAGAAAUCUACCGGAGUCAGUACUUGCAUGAACCCAUCUUAUCCUGAAACAGGUUCUUCGUCGAGGAGUUUCAAAUCGCGCUUCAAACACAUAAACUUAGGGCCAUCGAGGUUUCCGUUUUUCUACAACUCCACACAAACUUCGCUCCCCCUACAUUCUUUGAAUGAAAGCUUGAAUAUAGUUGAAAAGCAGAGUAUUAGCCCCAGUUAUCAAAAAAAACAUCAGGUAUUCUACGAUGUGAACUAUGCCAAACGAGCUGCUGUCCAUCCACAUGAUAACGUGACUCCGCCGAUAGUAACCACAGAUACAGUUACAAGUCCCAUAGAUCUACAUAGAAUGAAGACGGUUGAGAUCGAUACAGGCACUGAUGGUAUACUAUAUCACGUAAAUGAUAAAUGUAUAAGCAAUAUCAUAAGUUCAGAAACAAUACGAAAUCUUCCAGAAAUUAAAAGAGAAGAGAUUGCCACUCAAAUGGUCGUUACAUUCAAUAACAUUGAAACUGAUAUAUCAUUUACACCAUUUUUCAAAUAUAAUGAUAUGGGUCACUCCAUCGAUCAUUUGUCGUUUUACAAACCUAUUGGAAUAAAUACAGAUUCCAUGAAAUUGGAAUCCAGCAUGAAAAAUUCUGUUGAUCGCUCUGUGCAGAUCAUGACUUCGACUAUAGAUGAAAUUACGUCCGAAUCUUCUACAGGCAAGACACAUCGAGUAAAACAACUGAAUAAACUCAAGAGUAGCUGGCCAAAGAGAUGGUCUAUGCGUUGUAAAAGAAAGAAGACUGCUGCACCAGCACCAGCGGCUGCACACAACUCACCAAUACAGCUUUCACCAAGAAAGGAAACUACUGAUAUUAAAAAAGAGGAUCUGUGUGUGGAAACUUCACCGCCGUGCUUAGUUUUAACAGAUGCCAAAAUCUUGUCAAUAUCUUCAGCUCAAUUGAUAGAAGCAUCAGCAGUCACUUCUGACUCAGAAAUACAAAAACCUGCGAUGAUGCAUGAUCAGAGUAACGCAAUCGGGUCAUUUGCUUUUCAUUGUUAUAAACAUUGCUCUACACCUGCAGUGAACAAAUCAACAGAGGCCGCAGCAACGAUCACAGGAACUGAAACUCUAGACCAGAAUAUUGGCUCCAAUGAAAUUAUAAACGAAAACACACAAGGAACAACAACAACAUCUUCUGAGCCUGUCCAUAAGAUCAUACAAAGUGAAUUAAAAAUGCCAAGUCUCAUCGAUGAAUGGUGUCAAAAAUCGGAUUCGAAAAAAGAAGGUACAAAACAGAAGGUUUUAGAACAGAAGUCCACUGACGCCUGUGCAAUGGUAGAAAAGAAAUCGACCCAAACAGUCAUGUCACAAUCAGAAUCUAAGGAAACUCAAUCUGAUUAUUCUGUUAAGAAUAACAAGAAAGAUGAGAAAAACACCGCCGCAUUCACCAGUACCUACACCAGUCUGCACGUUCAGACGAAAUCAAUUGGACAAUCCACUCCUGAAGUGUUCAAUGGGAGACAGAAUUCCCCGUCAAUAAUAGACACGUGGGCUCAGUAUAGCCAGAUUACGGAUGACAGCAUCAGCGGCCAACUAUCGGAGAAGCAAUAUCUUCGGACUCGCAUUGGCCAUAGUAAACUGAUGUCGGCACAAGUGCUUAACGAAUCUAUGUGCGACAACUGCACUCAAGUACGACCAAGCUACUAUGAUACGGAAACUGAUAUAAUGGCACCCCGCAAAACAUCGCAACAGAAAUCUAUCUCGAUAAUGACAUCGUAUCCGAUCGGCGACACUCCCAUCAGAGCUCGCAGUAAAGAACGUUACCAUAGCUUGAUGUGCGGUUGCGCCUACGUCGAUACCGAAACGAAUACUCACUCGAAUCACAAAAUUACCCAUAACAUGGAAUCCUCAACAAGAAGUAUUAAUAAUCUGGGCGUGAAUACAUUAGAAAAAGCAACGAGCACCAGUUUUUAUGAAAAAGGCAAUUCAGCUAGCAAAACUACUCGAACAACCGUUGAACAAAUACAGUCGCUAUCCCGUCGGAUCGGUCAGGCGGACUCGAGCCUGCAGGACGGGCUCAGCAGGGCCAUCAACAGUUCCAUACUCUCCAGCAACCUGGAUGCCGACAAGUGGAUCAAACGAUGCACCAGAGACGAAAAAGAAUACCAAUCAAUUAUAGACGUUGAAGAGUCUGCUCUGAAAGCCUUGAAACGGGCUUCGAUGUCUAUAGCACGUGCAUCCAAAUAUUCUAAAAGUCAGAAUUCUUCUAAAAGCAAUGCAAUCAGCAAAGCAAGCGUUAUAUGUAAUUUAAGUAAAGUGAUACCCCCUACUCCUGGUGAUAUACCAUCCAAUGACAGUCUAGCUGAUGUUUUACCAGUAAACGAUUCUGUUAUAAAACAACCAACAGAAAUUGUAUCAUUGGAAGAUAGCAAGAUAAUGGUAGACGAGUUUACAUCGGAUGAAGCUCUACCAGAAACCCUUAAAGAGACUUUACUACAUGCAGGAGAAUCGGCAGAGUUACCACUAACUCCAGUUGAGUUACCAUCCAACUUUAGCAGUUCCGCUAAAGUGCAAGCGGUUGACUGUGCUAUUAAUAACGAAACUAAAAGCAUACUUAUGGAAAGAAAUAAAAUGAUGGUAGAUAGGGUCACAUCAGGUGAACUUUUAUCAAAACAACUAAAAGAAUCUAUUCUACAAACUAGUCCGGAUAUUAAAGAAGCUGGUAUAGAAACCGAUACCAUUGAAUCCAUAAUAAAAGAACAGAAGUCUGCAAGUGUGUUUACAUCCAAAUGUAUUUUACCGAAACCAAUAAUAUGUGCUCAAAAUGAGAACACUUAUAAUGAAUGUAUAUUUGUAUACGACAGGCCCCAUUGUGUCGUGCACAAAACACAUAUUGAUGCGUCUGUCCAGUCUGCUAAUGUCGAACGUAUUCAAGAUAUCUGUCCAAAAGUACCUGAACUUCGUGUGUGUCAUGAGACAGGCGUCAAUCAGACCGUGAAUUUGUAUUCCCGCGUUGGAGAAGUUUUAUCCCCCAAAGUUUAUGAAGCAUUAUACGAAACUACCAAGCUGGCUGUGAAAGAUCGGCACGUUUUUCCUGUAAGAGACACUGGGCGAGAACUUGUUCCUACUAAAGAGCAUGAUGCUGCCUCAGCAAAGACUUUGGCGAUACGCUCAGCAGCCAUGGUGACGUCACAGUGCGGCCUAAGGCCAUCCAAGUGCCACUGUCAUCAGGAAAUUAAAAAGGAACCAGGAAAAGCUGAAUACGUGUUCGCUUACGAUACCCCGCAAUCGUCAGUAGUAGACGCGACUGAUAAUGUGAGUUGUCACGCCAGAGUGCUGGAUAUACCGCCUUAUUGUGAUACAGAUGAGCAUGUAAAAACACAGCUGGUUGGGUCUUGUCGGUACUACAGCAAUCUACUCACGAAACACUUUGGAAUCAUAAAAGAAAAAGAUGCAAAACGCCGAACACCAACCACCGAGCAAUGUCUUUAUCUUUCCACAAUACAAAAGCCUAUAUCUUGCACGGAAGCAUUCACAAUGAAACCGAGCGGACGCGAAGACCUCGGCUGCCAAACGUACAAAGACCACAAAAUACUGAACUGCGUCAAACAAGAACCGAUCAGGACAUUAUCCUGUUGUGACCUCUCACCUAGCCUGAUUUCCAUCUGCAAGGACAACGAGAAACACCAUCUGAAGUCUGUCUAUUAUAUGCUCUCGGCGAUAGAAGGCAGAAUACGUCGCUUGAAAAGAAAUAUACCCAGUUGAACAACGCUAAUACGGCAGUUUUGAGAUCUGUAGAUGAAUUCUUUAGAGGCACUUGCAGAAACAUAGAAUUAAACGUACCGUGAACUUUGUGAUGUCGUGUCUAACAACUUUAUAAGUUAGAAGUAGGAUGGGCGAUGAUUUAUCGCAAGUCAACUUUACGACUUAGCACGAACCUAUAUCGAAUUCGAAUAGUUUGCGAGUGCGACAUGUCACUGUCAAAUGUGUACUGAUUUUCAGUUCUCGUGACGUCCGUAAUGAUAUACACACACAAAAUUUGACAAUGACAUUUCGGACUCGCAAACUAUUCGAAUUCGAUUUAGGUUUGUGCUAGGGGUACAGUACCCCCAGAAUAGUUUCAUUAUCGAAUUCAUUCGAAUUCGAUAAUGAAACUAUUCAGUUUGCAAACCGAAAUUUCAAUGUCAAACUUUGUAUGGAAACUUGAACAGCAGCGCCACAAAGUACGUAACGAGAACUAAAAAUCAGUACACAUUUGACAAUGACAUUUUGGUCUUGCAAACGUUACGAAUUCGAUAUUGGUUCGUGCUAAGGGUACAGAUGUAGGACAGGACAUUCAGGAAAUUCCUAUAGUAAUAUUACAUUUUUUUACCCAAAUGUCUUGCCUAUUUCGCAGGGCGUGAAUAUAACAUACAUUGAUAUCCAGUUGCUGCGGUCCUGUAUAUCUCCCUUUUAGGUAACUAUCUAAUUAAUAAUGAUAUGAUCCUUGAGCUCAUCGUUCUGCUGCCGUGUUUAUUUAUAUUUCGGUCCGUUUGGGAAACUUUGUAAAAAAUAUGCAGUGUUAGUUUUUGAUUAGUAACGUGAGUAAAUUAUAAAAUGUGUUUAAAAUAAUGUAAAGUGAACAAUGAAAAACAUUUUACAAAUUGAUUGUUUUAUUUUUUAAGAUUACAAAUAGGUUCUUUCUGCUGCGUAGGUAACGUAAAGUAUACAGUUGAUUUUAUAAAGCAUGAGCCAUUUCGAUAUAGGACAUACUAGAAUAACUUAUAUAAUUCAGGUGAUUUUUUUCAUAUUUAUGCGUGACCGUCAGGAUCAGGAUCAGGCAGGUCACAACUUUUAUUUAGAAAAAGUUGAAAUUACUUAAAAAGCAAAUGGGAGAGUGCUUAUUAAUGAUGGAUUUGCCUCCUCAAUAUUUAAAGAAUAAUCAAAACAUUUUCAGUGACCUGCAGUUCCGACGUUUGGGGUGGCAGGUCCGACCAUCAAAUUCAUAAAAACAGGAUUUUUACCAAUCCGACGUUACACUAAGUGCCUGUACCUUUAUUUCCUAUAUAGCUACAGAAUAAAGAUUUAUAGGGUUUUAAGGAAGUAAACCCCUCCUGACAGGAAGCAAAUGGGAAGCCAUUCUUGGCCAACAUUUCAAGUGAUUACAACGCUAAAUAAAAUUACUGACCUGCCAACCUGACGGUCACAUUUUUUGCCUUUAAUUAAAACUUAAUGCUCAAUGACGUCAUGUUCCCUAAAACAAAACUAGCUUAAAGAAUACUACACUUAUGGCUGCACCCAGAGGAAUAGAUUUUAGGUUUGUUUAAAAGGGAUACUGUCUCUUUAUAUCAAAUUUCAACAAGACAUUUAGUCAAUUUGACAAGCAUUAAAUUAAAUAGACGUCUGUGAAUGCAAUCGUUAGGGCUCAUUAAACAAGUUAUCACAAAAAGUGCAAGGAAUGAAAUACCUAUAAAUAACAUUAACAAUUACAAAGUGUCGCAAAUAUCCAUCUAAAUCACUUUUAUAUAAAAGUAAGUACUUAAGUCAUUUUCUUCAUUUUAAUUGAUGACACGAUUUAUUAACCUUCAAUAGAUCUUCUUAGAUGGAAAAUUUUAAAUCGGCUAAAUAUAUAAUAAGUCCACUAUAAAAGAACAACGCAUUUCAUUUAUAUGUAUAAAGAAUAUUUAACUAGAUAUAAUCAACUUUGCCCAGAGUAUCAUCUAGUAAGACAAGCCGUCUUCGAACCACCGCGAUUCGCUAUAAGGCGAAUGCACUUAUAUUCCUCUACUGUAUUAAUGAAUAAAUUUUCUGAAACGAAUCUUUUUAUUCCAUUUUAUGAGUGUUACAGUGUUUAGGUGCUUUUAAAGUCGUAAUAUAUCCCCACCAAGUUGCCCUCGAAAGAAAGAGCAGUCAUCUGAACGCAUAACGAUAUAUACUAAUAGCCUACAUUUAAUUAUUUUGAAAUUUCAAUAUUGGUUAGCUAGCUAUUCUACAGCCCUGUAUAGCAAAUUAUUUACAGAGUGCUCUCAACACCAACAACAGAUUAUACAUAACUGAUUUACAACCUUACUAGGUUGGGAAUAAAGUAUAUUAUGGUAUAUUUCAUCAUACUUUUAAUGUCUAAACGGCAUCUUACGCUUAAAACGACCAUUAAAGAAUUUGUCUACACACAUGCUUUAAAACCUCUAUUACAUAUUCUGAAACAAUUAACAACAUUAAUCAUCAAACAUCCAAUGUCAUAAUAAAAGAAAAUCAUUUUAACACCCGUUCGAGGGUUAUAAUAUUGUACUAAAUUUCAUAAUACAAAUCCUUCGCUUUUUAAGUCCCUUCCGGGCCAAAGGCUUACUUACAGACAGCCACAAUUUUCACUGCUCGAUGCGUGGUAUUAUGAAUUUUAAAAAAGAACAUUAUCUUUCACGCGCAUUUAACUACCACAGCGCCGAAACUUUUCAUGAAUUUUAUGUUCUUAGAACGCCCCAUGCUUCCAGAAUCGUUUAUAGAGGAUUUAAAUAAUGGGUGUAGAUAAAGUCUUGAAUGCAACUGUUUUAUUUAGUAUUAAAACACUCAUGUGAUACUAUUAUCACCACAUUGGUGUUUUAAUACCGCUCAUUACACAACAGUUGCAUAAAUAACUAUUACUUUAUACAAAACAAAGUUACACAAACAUCAAUGAGCAAAAUGCAUAUUACAUGGGAUUCAUUGCGACAAAAAAUGUUUAUGCAUAGCCUUUUUAAAUUAUAAAACAAUAAUAUUCUUGGAUAAUAAUGAAUAAAAAACAUAUACAACGGUAAGAAAUAAAAUAAGAUUCUUAAAAUCGAAAGUGACAACCUAUAUCAAAUAAUAGGGUACAACUAUUUUAAAGAACAUAAUGUAAAAUAAAAUAUAAAAUCAGUCAACAUAGCUUAGUAAAUACAUUAACAGGUUGAUAAAAUUCAUUAUACAUAUAUUAUCUCUAAUUAUUAAUAAACACUUAACUAUACCACCUAUUCACAAUUAUAUCAGUACUUAAUUAUUUACUCCAUCCUUUUUAAACCACCCUGUAUCUUACAUUUCCGCAUUCAUAAAUAAAUUCUCCGUCUUUUUCAAAUUUAAUUAAAUUUUAUCCUAAAGUGCAAGCAAGUAAGCCAGUUAUAGUACAUAAUUUACAAAUUUUAACAGGAUUAUUUGAAUAUAUGUUUUAUUAACAAGAAAUAUGAACUCGUAUUUAUAAACUUCAAGGUUCGAGUUUAAUAACAAAAACACGAGAUUGCUAAACAUCCGAUCAAUAUAAGAAAGCUAUUUGAAUAAAGAAGUAAAAUCAAAAAAGUUUUAAAACGCGUUUUUAGACUUUAGUGUUGACUUAAAACUCUUCUAAUAGGUUGGGGGAAAAGUCUUUUCGCAUUAUAGUGUGUAUGAGUUUGUAAUAGUCUCUUUGGCUAUACCAUUGUAUCCGGCUGGUUUUGGUAUCAAUAAAAAUUUUAAAUUUUAAAGAAGAUAAUUCCAAAUUCAUAUUAGAAAAAUGUGAUAUUUCCAUUUGUUAUUCUUACUGUCAAGAUGAGUGAAUCUAAUUAAUAAUUCGAUACAUUUUAAUUUUACUAUUAAAAGGUUAAAAUGCAACGCAAGCCGCGAAAGACAAUUGUGAUGUUUAUGGACCUAGUGCAGUGUCUGUGAGAGUAGCAGAAAUUAAUUUGGUUUAAGCGGUUUUAAUACAGAAAUUUUGAUGUCAAAGAUGGACGUGGCUCUGGUCGCCCUGUUACGGAUAAAAUGGAUGCCAUUUUUGGAAAAGUGGAGCAAGAUCGGCAUGUCAGUAGUGACGACGUAGCUGAAGAACUGGGAAUUGACCACAAAACAGUUUUGGCGUGUUUAAAAAAAGCUGGGUCCACUAAACACCUCUAUAUUUGGGUGCCUCGCGAGCUCACUGAAAGAAACCUAAUGAACCGUGUAUUCAUUUGUAAUUCUUUUUUACGACGUAAUGAAACCGAACUAUUUUUGAAGAGGCUGAUAACUGGUGAUGAAAUGUGGAUCACGUACGACAAGAACGUGCGAAAAACGUCGUGGUCAAAGGCCAGUCAGGUUUCACAGACUCUGGCGAAACAGGAUUUGACGGGCAUUAUUCAUCAUAAGCUGUUAAUGCCAGGCAGGACUAUCGAUUCUGAACUCUACUGCGAACAACUGAUGAGAUUAAAGCAAGAAGUUGUGAGAAAGCGGCCGGAAUUAAUCAAUUCAAUUCAAGUCAUUUAUUCAGUUUAGGCUUUUACAAGCACAUGUGAAAGUCGAAAACUACGCCAUCGGUUCGCAAAACUACGGCGGGAGACCUUGUACUGAGAAGAACCGGCAAGAAAAUCAACAAAAGGGGUGUGUGUGGUUUUUCAUCAUGAUAACGCCAGGCCUCCCACAUCUUUAACCACUUAUCUAAAAUUAAGAGAGUUUGACUGGGAGGUGUUAAUGCAUCCGCCGUAUAGUCCUGACCUUGCACCUUCAGAUUUCCACCUGUUUCGGUCUUUUCAGAAUUCUUUAGAUCACGAGCGGACUGCUAAAAGCAUUUAUCGCAGUUUUUUGAUCAGAAGCCCCAAAAUUUCUAUAGCAAUGGGAUCAUGUCUCUACCUACAAGAUGGCAAAAAGUUAUCGAUCAAAAUGGCACCUACACACAUUAGUUAAAUGUAAAUAAACUUUAUUAAAAACUGUCUUGAAUUUUCAUAUAUUUAAAACGCAGAGAAAGUUUUUCCCCAACCUAAUUAAUAUUAACAAUUAUCAGUAAAUCACUGGUUUAUAACGAAAUCAACAUUUUGAACAUACGUACUCAUUUGUUGUUCCCAGUUCCUAUUAGAUUUACCAUUAAUUCUUAAAAUGGAAGAAACAUACCCAAUUGAUAUACUGAUAUUACGCCAAUAUUUUGAUAAAAUAAUGGUCUAUAAAAACGUGUACGGCUUCGUUUAAACCGCUUAUUAUUUAAAUCGGCAGUUUAGUUUGGUUUUUGUAAUUUCAAACCUAAAACUAGAUUUGGAAUCAAAAGAGAGAAAGGGAUGCAUGUCGAAAAUGUUAUUAAUAAAAAUAAUGCUCUAUUGAUCUAGAGCUCUACUCUUUCUCCGAAACAAUAUUUCGGUAAAGAACGAAUUUUAAAGGAAAUUUUGCCAGUGAUUAUUCUACUCUAUUUCAUUUUCGAAUACGCACAUAAAGUUCUAAAUCACAAUCAAUUUUCGUGAACGCAUGGAAUAAGUCAUGUUUGUGAGUUCUUUUUAUGUACCUAUACUUUUCAGCUAGUUUUUUACUUGGCAACAAUAUUAUUUUACGACAAAAUUUCUGAUUAAAAGAACCUUCUUUGACAGUGUGUUAACCGACCAUAUUUGUAGAGUUGUUGCAAUCUAUGUCUUCUUCUAUGUCUCUUGUAUGUCAACCUAAAUUUGUCGUUUAAUACUUAAAUGUAUUGGAAAUACAAUUAAUUAAUAAAAAAAUAGUGUAUUUGUAAAUUUGACUUGCUAAAAAAUGAUCCUCACGCUAAGUAGCCUUGGUUAACAAUACUGUAGCACUCAUAUUAGGCUUAAUUUAAAUAAAAAUCCCAAAACGAAAAUGAUAAGGUAACACUUUUCAUUUCGUCAAUUAAAGGUUAAAAUUUCGAACAAUUAUCGUUUGAAAGUUUUGUGAAUUAGAGUAGGCUUGGAGAAUUGAAUUGUCAUAAACUAUUUUCGGACGAACGAAUUUUCGAAAUGGAAAAGAAACAGAGUAAAAACGUGCGAAAUUUCGUUUUUCGUUGAAAUAAAGUAGGUCUCCUGAUCUUUUAAAAAAGACUUUUCUAACUUACAUUAUUCAAACAUGUGAUUUGCAGUUUAAGCAAUAAAGUUUAUCUUCAUUAAAUUACGGUUGCCGAAAGGUUAUUUUGCUUACUUUUAUACUGUUUUAAGUACAAACUACAUAAUUUUAUCUUCCUUAACAAAAUUCAACCACCACAUACCCUUUAAGACUUUCGCAUUUGGCACAGUAUCACAAACAUUUUCUGACAGCUUUCUUCUAGGAGUUUCAUACCUGAAAAUGGG